Messenger RNA from Melampsora larici-populina 98AG31, 579 nucleotides. RefSeq lists its product as uncharacterized. The record is from RefSeq and is a predicted model, not a curated record. NCBI's taxonomy places the organism in Eukaryota, Fungi, Basidiomycota, Pucciniomycetes, Pucciniales, Melampsoraceae. The transcript has 5 exons. The coding region runs from base 1 to 579 and encodes 192 amino acids.
AUGCUUUCUAAAGUUUUGGUUAACUUUGCUUACAUUGGCAUAUGUAUGAGCGUUCAAACAAACAAAUCUGGUGGUAUUGAUCACGACUUUGGUGGUAGUGAUCAAGCUUGUACUCGUACCUGGGCAAAUGAAGCUAUCAGAACUCACUUCACGAUGCAUCUCUCCCCUCCCACUUAUCUUUGUAAGAAUAAUGGCGGAGUUAGUUAUCGCUGUACCACUUGUCUUCCUAGGAUGUCAUUGUUUUCUACGAACUCAAACUUCACCCAAGGCGACCCUAAUAUUGCUGCGAUUUCAACUGGAGCCGUUAAGGGUUGCACCGCUACUGGACCAAAUGGCAAACCUAUCAACGUUGGUGAAUCAAAAUGUUUGGCUUAUUCCAGAAAGGACACAACCUCGGGAAGGAUCUCCUGUUUGAGUCCAUCUAUGACUCUAUUGGAAUGUGAUAAUAAUAAUGAUGAUGCCUUUGAUUAUAUAUCUUGUAAGGAGUGUCUUCUUUACACCCCAGACGCUUACGAUUCCGGAGGCAUCUUUCGAUCAAGACUCCCCAGAAGUGCGAAGCGCGGUUCAGAUUACAUUUGA